Sciurus carolinensis (gray squirrel) is the source of this 1833-nucleotide messenger RNA. RefSeq names its product solute carrier family 40 member 1-like. The record is from RefSeq and is a predicted model, not a curated record. NCBI's taxonomy places the organism in Eukaryota, Metazoa, Chordata, Mammalia, Rodentia, Sciuridae. Gene Ontology annotation, cellular component: membrane. Gene Ontology annotation, biological process: iron ion transmembrane transport. The transcript has 8 exons. Gene Ontology annotation, molecular function: iron ion transmembrane transporter activity. The coding region runs from base 1 to 1833 and encodes 610 amino acids.
AUGGUGGGAGAAUUGAAUGACAUUGAAAAUCCUGGAAAUGAGGAGAAGGAGACUAAAACAGCAAGCACCAGGCACAGGACGGGAGAGACGAGUUCUUUAGGAGCAGUUUUGAUCUACCUCAUGGGCCCAAGAUUUUUGAUUUAUGUAAGCUGUGCCUUAUCAAUAUGGGGAGACCGAAUGUGGCACUUUGCCAUGUCUGUGUUCCUGAUAGAAUUAUAUGGACAUAAUCUUCUUCUAACAGCAGUGUUUGGCUUAGUGGUGGCUGGAUCUGUACUAAUAUUUGGGGUCUUAAUUGGUGACUGGAUCGACAGGAAACCAAGAAAUAAAGUUGCUCAUGCCUCGCUCUUCAUUCAGAACACCUCUGUCACCGUCUGCUGUGUGCUCCUCAUGCUCUUGUUCUCCUACCGAAGGGAGAUGGAACAAAUCUGGCAUGGCUGGUUCACUGUGGCCUGCUACACAGUGCUGAUCACCCUGGCAGCCGUGGCGAACCUGGCUGGCACAGCACUGACCAUCACCAUUCAGAGGGACUGGAUUGUGAGCCUCACAGGUGGCAACAGAGGCCAGCUGGCUGGGAUGAAUGCAGCAGUCCGGCGGCUGGACCAGAUCAUCAAUAUAUUUGCCCCCCUGUCUGUGGGCCAGGUGAUGACAUGGGCAUCUCAUGUGAUCGGUUGUGGUUUCAUUCUUGGAUGGAACUUGGUUUCACUUCUUGUAGAGUUUCUAUUUCUGUCUAGGGUUUAUCAACUAGUUCCCCAAUUGGCUGUAAAACCCCAUCAACAAACAUGGGGGCACUUCCUAGAAAGGCAACAGGAAGCUGUGAACAUUCAAGGUGAAAUGGACUCUUGGGAAACCACUGAUGAAUUUAUUAACAAACCCAGAACUUCAAAAGAACCAAAGGACAGCAGGUCUCACCUUGAAGGACAACAGGUCACAACCGAAAGGUUUCUUCUUUGCCUUCGAAACACGCGGAGGCUGCUGCACACGUGCCGGGAGGGCUGGGAGACCUACUGCCGGCAGACCAUCUUCCUGCCCGGCCUGGGCUUGGCCUUCCUCUACAUGACUGUGCUGGGCUUCGACUGCAUCACUACCGGCUACGCCUACACCCAAGGGAUUGGAGGGUCCCUGCUCAGCAUCCUCACUGCCCUUUCGGCUUUAUCUGGCCUGAUGGGCACGAUUCUCUUCACCUGGCUCCGGAGGCAUUAUGGCUUGGUCACCACGGGAGUCAUAUCCAGCUGGCUCCACAUAGGUUGUCUAACACUCUGCGUGUUUUCUGUCUUUGCUCCUGGAAGUCCCUUUGAUAUGGCCAUUCUCUCAUUUCCAUUAAGCAAGAACUCUUCUUCAAAUCAUGAGUUGCUAAAAGGCAAACAGGUACAUGUUUACCCCUUUGAAAGAAACCUGAACCAACCCAUCCUCCCAGACCGUUCUUCCAUCCACUGGACCAACAGCACAGUUCUGUUUGAUGGGCAGCAGGACCCUGAGCAGCCGGAGUCUUAUGUCUCCAUUGUCUUGCUCUUCUCUGGCGUGAUCCUGGCAAGAAUCGGCCUCUGGUCCUUUGACCUCACUGUGACCCAGCUCCUCCAGGAGAACAUUCCAGAAGCAGAGCGAGGGGCUGUCAAUGGUGUGCAGUGCUCCCUGAACUAUCUCAUGGACCUCAUCCACUUCAUCCUCGUCAUGCUGGCCCCGCGGCCGCAGCAGUUUGGCAUGCUAGUCUUCAUCUCCAUGCUGUUUGUAACCACGGGGCACGUGUUGUAUUUUUUUUAUGCAAGAAAGUGUAAGAUUAAAAAUGCCCAGGUGAAUAAGACAACGAAGAAGGGCACUUGGACACCUUUAAGCUGA